Molecule: messenger RNA, 2183 nt
Organism: Copidosoma floridanum
Lineage: Eukaryota; Metazoa; Arthropoda; Insecta; Hymenoptera; Encyrtidae
Gene: Pect
Product: phosphoethanolamine cytidylyltransferase
Biological process (GO): phosphatidylethanolamine biosynthetic process
Cellular component (GO): cytoplasm
Molecular function (GO): ethanolamine-phosphate cytidylyltransferase activity
Source: RefSeq, a predicted model, not a curated record
CUAGAAGCGCUCUUUUUUCUCUAUCCUUCUUUGGCUUCUCUCUUCCUCUUGUGGACGUGUUUUCCCUCGUGUGUAGUCAUACCUACCCGUGCGCCAGCUCGAAGAGAGAGAGAGAGCUUUUGGAGCUCGAGACAGUUGGUUCGCUGCACUCGAAGAGGAUCGACAUGACGGAGGAACGCAAGCAGGUCCGCGUCUGGUGCGACGGUUGUUAUGACAUGGUACAUUUUGGCCAUGCAAAUUCGCUGAGGCAGGCCAAGGCCUUGGGCGAUUACUUGGUCGUCGGAGUCCACACGGACGAGGAGAUCACCAAGCACAAGGGACCACCUGUUUUCACCGAAGAAGAGAGGUAUAAGAUGGUCAAAGGUAUCAAAUGGGUGGAUGAAGUUGUCGUGGGGGCACCUUAUGUCACAACAUUGGAGACUUUGGAUAGGUACGAUUGUGAUUUUUGUGUGCACGGAGAUGAUAUCACCAUGACAGCGGAUGGCAUUGAUACCUACCAUUUAGUCAAAAAAGCCGGACGAUAUAGAGAGGUUCAAAGGACAGCUGGGGUGUCGACGACUGAUCUUGUAGGUCGUAUGUUAUUGAUGACUAGACAGCACUUCAGACAGGGUGACAGCGAAUACAGCGUAGAUAGAGAGCCAAGCAAAAGUAUGGGUCAAGACCAAAGUGCACGAAGCCCGUGGACGGGAUGUUCGCAAUUUUUACCAACGACGCAAAAAAUUAUACAAUUCAGUGAUGGUAAAAGUCCACUGCCUGGUGAUAAAGUGGUUUACGUGGAUGGAGCAUUUGAUUUGUUUCACGUUGGGCACUUGGAUUUCUUGGAGGUUGCUAAAAAGGAGGGUGACUACCUGAUUGUCGGUUUACAUACUGAUCCGGCUGUAAAUAGGUACAAAGGCGGAAAUUAUCCUAUUAUGAACCUUCAUGAAAGGGUUUUAAGUGUAUUGGCGUGCAAAUACGUCAAUGAAGUUGUGAUAGGUGCUCCUUAUAAAAUUACCAAAGAAUUGAUGGAACAUUUUAAUGUAAGUGUAAUUUGUCAUGGUAAAAACAAAGUUAUGUUGUGUGAAGAUGGAACGGAUCCCUAUGCAGAACCAAAAAGACAAAACAAGUUCAAAGUAUUAGAUUCAAAUAAUGACAUGACGACAGAAAAAAUCGUCGAAAGGAUAAUAUUACACAGGUUAGAGUAUGAAAAUAGAAAUUUAGAGAAGGAGAAAAAAGAAUCAGCUGCCUACGAAGCUUUCAUCAAAUCGAAAAACGCCGAAAAUGCAUGAACGAUUGCUAACAUUUUACAAAACGCCCUGGAGCCUUCUAUGUAAAUAUUGUGCAAGGACUUUUAAAAUUUGUGCAAACGAGUGAUAUGUGACAGAGUUUUCAUGGUCAUUUUGUGAAUAGGAUGCAAGACUGCUGAUUGAUCUUGAAAUCUUUACUUGACGUUGUAUUAUAAUAGCAUUGAUUCGUCAUAAAAUUAUUGCCUGCGGAUUUAGGAAAAAAAAAAAAUCUAAAUUAACCGUCUCAUGCUACUACAAUGAAUUAAUUAUCCCGUCUGUUUUCAACAAAAAUUCUAUUGAUGUUUGUGGCGUUAAAAUCAGGAUUGUUCCCGUGAAUAUUUUGGUCGCCCAGUGUAAACGUUAAAUCAUGUACUGUUGAUUCUUUCGUAAUGGAUGAAUAUUUUACAAAAACAGAUAAGUUCCAAUGCAAAGUAGGCAUAUCUUUGAUUGCUUUUUUUUUUUAACCUUCACGACAUGCUAUUAUUAAUCUUAGUCCUUAAAAAUGACCAAAGAUUAAUUCAUAAGGUUAAAACACAGCACGCUCGAUUAAAUUUUUAACACUUUGACAAAAAGUUUGGACAGAAAAAAAAAAAAAAAAGUAUCUGAAAUUUCAUUUUAUAUGUGUCAUUUAGUGUAUACAACAUAAAAAAUCUGUUGUGCUUCAUCUGCUAAGCGUCAAAUCGCAUUUUAUUCCUAAGAUUUGUUAAUCUAUAUUUUUAUAAUGUUAUUUAGCUAUUACGUACCGUUGAAUACCCAUAUUGUUGCACAAUCCUUUAAUUUUAGAAAGUAAUUUUUAAUCAUUUACACCGCAAUAUUUGUGAACUAUUAUUGAAAAUCAUUCUUAGUUGUACCUUGUGCCAUUUUAUCAUCAAUUUUUGUCUGAAUUUAAUUUAUUAAAUAAAAUUUAUUUAUAUACCA